CUGUGAAUGGGAUCAGAUGGGCAAAAAAAAGGGGGGGGGAACACCACCAAACCCCCACUUUCAUUGGUGGAACGCUUCAGCCAAUGAAAGAUCUUGAAAGCAUCGUUUAGGUGAUUGGAGGAAAAAGAAUAGCUACCCAGAAGCCCGUGGGCGGCUUUGGAGGAUGCUGCGAGGAGCCAGCUUGGGCGCUGCCGUCAGGGUCUCAGUCGCAAAGUCGGGAUGGAGCCUCGCUGUACGGAAGCCGAAGAGGCCGCUCGGGAACAGUCUGCUAAAGUCAUUAAACCAAUAGACCGUAAAUCAGUUCACCAGAUCUGUUCAGGCCAGGUGGUGUUGAAUCUGUGUACUGCGGUGAAAGAGCUGGUAGAAAAUAGUCUAGAUGCUGGCGCUUCCAGUAUUGAAGUGAAGCUUAAAGAUUAUGGAGCAAAUCUUAUUGAAGUUUCCGAUAAUGGUUGCGGUGUAGAAGAAAAAAACUUUGCAGGCUUGACUCUGAAACACUAUACUUCCAAGCUCCGAGACUUUUCUGACCUUAUACGUGUUGAAACAUUUGGCUUUCGGGGUGAAGCUCUGAGCUCCCUCUGUGCAUUAAGUGACAUUUCCAUUUGCACGUGCCACAAGUCUGCAAAGGUGGGAACACGUCUGGUGUUUGAUCACAAUGGGAAAAUCACUCAGCGAACCCCUUACCCUCGGCAACAGGGGACAACCGUCAGUGUGCAACAGUUGUUUUGUACCCUUCCUGUACGGCACAAGGAAUUUCAGCGCAACGUAAAGAAGGAAUAUGCAAAAAUGGUUCAGGUAUUACAGGCAUACUGUAUCAUUUCAACAGGAGUCCGAAUUAACUGCACCAAUCAGGUUGGCCAAGGGAAGAAGCAAGCUGUGGUAUCCACCAGUGGGGGUUCUGCUUUAAAGGAAAACAUUGGAGCAAUAUUUGGGCAAAAGCAGCUGCAAAGCCUGGUUCCUUUCGUUCAGCUGCCUCCUAGUGACACUAUCUGUGAGGAAUAUGGCCUGGAUACUUCUGAUAUGCCAACUGAUCUCUAUACCAUCACAGGUUUUGUGUCCCGCUCUGAUCACGGUGUGGGCAGGAGUACAGCAGACAGACAGUUCUUCUUUAUUAAUCAGCGGCCCUGUGACCCGACAAAGGUUUCGAAAGUUGUGAAUGAAGUGUACCACAUGUACAAUAGACACCAGUAUCCAUUUAUUGUCCUUAACAUAUGUGCAGAUUCCGAGUGUGUCGACAUCAAUGUGACCCCUGACAAAAGGCAAAUAUUGGUGCAGAAAGAGAAUUUUUUAUUAGCAGUUCUGAAAACGUCUCUGAUGGGAAUGUUUGGCAGUGAUGUUAACAAACUCGUCCUCAAUCAGAAGCUGCUGGAUGCUGAAGGAAAUUCUAAGACGGUGCCUCAAGAUGAGGCAGAACCACCUCACUUGGAAAUGUCGUCUAGUUCCUCACUUCCGGUUCCGAGUGGGAAAGCGAAAAGUGCAAUGAUGGCUGUAGCUAAACUUAGGGAGUCAUUUUCUCUCCAUCAAGCGAAAGAGGCCCCUGAGAGUAACAAAGAGCAACAUCAUUCCCCGGGGCAGAGAACGCUUGCGAUGUUUUUCGGUAUUUUGGAUUCUGCAAAGACGACAAGCAAGGAGGCAGAGGGUAGAAGUGAGAUGAAUUCAAGCAGAUCCAUGCUUCCUAGCAAAAGCUUCCAGAAAUCUACAGACGAUAAAGAUCCCAGGUGCAGCAGCACUUUGACAGAGUCGGAUGUGGGUCUAAGCACUCCAAAUAAGACCGGCUCUAGCAAGGAGGCAGAGGUUCUCAGUAAGAUGAAUUCAAGCAGGUCUGUGCUUCCUAGCAGAAACGUCAAGCAAUCCACAGAAGAUAAAGACUCUGGAUGUGGCAGCACCUCAACGGAGUCAGAGGUGGGUUUAAGCACUCCAGAAAUUGAAAGCGGUCACAGCUGUGAAAGUGUCACCAGUUCCCCGGAUGAAGAAUUCCAUGUUUCCAAAGAAGAGGUUCAAAGUAGGAGCCUUGACACUCGUGAUCAUUUCUGGGGAAUGAAAUCUGAACUGGACCAAAGUAAAGAAAGCAGCUUUUCCUCCAAGGCCAACAGUUGUCCCCCAAAUGAGAAGCGUUUAAAGAUACAUCAACCUCUUACGCCUGUAGCCAGUUCAUCGGAGACAAAGAAUGUUCCGAAUGACACAAUUCUGUCACAGUAUGACAUAGCUGUGGAAGUUAAAAAGAAAUCAGUGCCUUUGGCGUUCUCUAUGGACAUGUUGAAAGUCAGAGUAAAGAGGAUACUUCAGCAGCAGCAGAAGGCGGCAGAAACUCUGCGUUGCAGAAAAUUCAGAGCAAAAAUUAGCCCUGGGGAAAAUAAAACUGCAGAGGAGGAGUUAAGAAAAGAAAUAAGAAAAGAAAUGUUUGCUAAGAUGGACAUCAUUGGCCAGUUCAAUUUAGGAUUUAUAAUAGCCAAGCUGAAUUCUGACCUCUUCAUCAUUGACCAACAUGCCUCAGAUGAGAAAUACAACUUUGAGAUGUUACAAGAGCACACUGUUCUACAAGGGCAGAAGCUGAUUGCGCCUCAGAAUCUUAACUUAACUGCAGUAAGUGAAAAUAUAUUGAUGGAAAACCUGGAGAUUUUCAGAAAAAAUGGAUUUGAUUUUGUCAUCAAUGAAGGCGCUCCUGCCACUCAAAGAGUUAAACUAAUUUCUUUGCCAACCAGCAAAAACUGGACUUUUGGGACUCAAGAUGUCGAGGAGGUCAUAUUCAUGUUAAGCGAUUGCCCUGGGGUGAUGUGCAGGCCUUCAAGAGUGAGGCAGAUGUUUGCGUCUCGAGCGUGUAGGAAGUCUGUGAUGGUUGGAACUGCACUUAAUGCCAGCGAGAUGAAAAAGCUCAUCGCCCACAUGGGUGAGAUUGAGCAUCCUUGGAACUGUCCACAUGGAAGGCCUACAAUACGGCACUUGGCCAAUCUAGACCUGGUUUCACAAGAAUAACAAGCUGGUGGUUUUUGUUUUGUUUUUACAUUUUAUUAGCCAAUUUUACCAUGCAUUACUUUGGGAAAGUCAUUGUGGCCUCUUCUAAAAUUCCAGUUUAUUGUGCAAAGCUUUCAUUUUGCCAAAGCAAAAACCCGGGCUGCCAUUUUGUGCCGUAAAAUACAUUGUUUUUAUUGGGAGUCAGAUCCUUAGAGCAUCUAUACAGGUAGAUGAAGCUACCUCUGAAUGUCUGCCCUCUGCCUCUACCCCACAAUGUGCCCUCAGGAUCACCAGGUCUGUGUUCAGAUUGCAAGAUAACACCAGCACAGAUCUCUUUUCUGAGCACCACGGCACACGAGCGGCUGUUAAAUUUCUCUGCAAGAUUACUCCUCUCCCCCCCCCCCACACAGAACAGUAGCAAAUGGAUCUAACGGUAGGUAGAUUUAGCAGUGCCCCCUCCUCAGAUUAAGGACAUGUUCAAGUUAUAUUGCUGCCUUGGCUGAAACUGUGAUUUGGCUGUCCUUGCUCUGCAUCCUGAUGUUUUUUGGGGAGGAGGGCAGGGAGAGAAAUUGACCCCUCAAGAGCUUUUCCAGUCUUCUUUCCCCUACUCUUUAAAGGAAUAGGGUGACUUGGAGGGGUCCAUUAAUAAAUAUAAAUAAAUAAAUAAAUAAAUAAAUAAAUAAAUAAAUAAAUAAAUAGGCAAUGUGGGGCAAGACAUUCCUGCUCUACACUGUCACAUGAUUCUGGGGUGGGGGAGACAAUUGUUCUGCUUGCGGGCUUUCCAUCUCUUCUCGGAUUCUUGACUGCCUGGCCUAGCUGCUGGGUUGGGCCAGCAAGCCAGGCCUCACCAAGCUACGGCAGAAUGAUGGAUUGACUGACCAUUCAUAUUGGUGCAGUAGUUGCAGUGCUGUUGGCAAAAUGCCACAAACGUUUGUUCCUAUUAAAUAACCUGUAUAUAGAAAGAAUGGCUUGUAAGUACAGCUUUCUCAUCACGGACAGCCCUGUGUUUUUAUAACAGAUGUCUUUUAAGAAUUAAAGUUUUAUAUAGAGUCAUAAAGGUUUUUCAAUUUUCUAUUAAAGGUUUCCUCCUAGAA
Molecule: messenger RNA, 4043 nt
Organism: Hemicordylus capensis (graceful crag lizard)
Lineage: Eukaryota; Metazoa; Chordata; Lepidosauria; Squamata; Cordylidae
Gene: PMS2
Product: PMS1 homolog 2, mismatch repair system component
Exons: 15
Coding region: 220-2970 (916 amino acids)
Biological process (GO): mismatch repair
Cellular component (GO): MutLalpha complex
Molecular function (GO): mismatched DNA binding; ATP binding; ATP-dependent DNA damage sensor activity
Source: RefSeq, a predicted model, not a curated record